Molecule: messenger RNA, 798 nt
Organism: Python bivittatus (Burmese python)
Lineage: Eukaryota; Metazoa; Chordata; Lepidosauria; Squamata; Pythonidae
Source: RefSeq, a predicted model, not a curated record
UCAAUUGGCCAACAGCUGGUUUUGCCAGCACAACCUUUGCUUUGCUUUGAUCUGGUCACUGAAGCAUCAACUCUCUUCCUGUUUUGCAGUGAGGAAGGGAAAGCAGUUCACUCAGUCACUGUUCCAGACACAAUCACAGAGUGGAAUGCAAAUGCAUUCUGUUUGGCGGACAUAGGCUUUGGACUCUCCCGAUUAACCACGAUCAGGGUUUUCCAGCCCUUCUUUCUUGAUCUGACACUGCCAUAUUCUGUAAUCCGUGGAGAGACUUUCCAGAUAAAGGUCACCGUCUUUAACUUCCUCAAGGACUGUAUCCAGGUGAGAACGACCUUGCUGGAGUCUCAGGAGGUGGAGGUGAAACCAUGUCCAGACUGCCAGUUCACCACCUGCCUGUGCGCUGAGGAGGCCAAAGUCUUCUCCUGGAAUGUGACAGCCGUGCAGCUGGGGCACGUGAACAUCUCAGUGAGCAGUGAGGCCGAGGAGACCCAAGAGUUGUGUGGCAACAAGAUCUCUGUCACUCCCACGCGUGGCCGGUCAGACACAGUGAUAAAAUCAUUACUCGUCAAGCCAAAAGGUGUCCUUGAAGAAGAGACCCAGAACACAUUCCUGUGCUCUUCAGGAGAUCCAGCAUCUGAGGAAGUUGGCCUAACAAUGCCAGAAGCGGUUGUGCAGGAUUCUGGGCGGGCCACCAUAUCUGUCAUCGGUGAGGAAAGAUGUCUUCUUUGGCAGAGAGGGAACAGACUCAUGGUGGCAGGCUUAGCGCUUGACCUCCACACGUUUCGCUGAACAUUUGAAAGGAGG